Molecule: messenger RNA, 6207 nt
Organism: Cuscuta epithymum
Lineage: Eukaryota; Viridiplantae; Streptophyta; Magnoliopsida; Solanales; Convolvulaceae
Source: the annotation of a GenBank genome assembly
GAAAGACAAGGCACGAGGACAGCAUAUACUCCGUACUACGUAUCCGUUUGAGAAGAAAAGAAGAAAAAGAGAAUAACGUAACCAACGGCAAAAGACAACAAAGGAUAGAGAGAGAGUAGGCAGGAGAUCUGCUCGAAGUUUGAAAAUUUUCUAAAUUCUAAAGAGCAGUAUCAGAGAGGUCUCCGUUCUCCUGCCCGAUCAGAUCGGAGUCCCUUUCUGUCGACCCAGAAUUUGCAAAUUAGGGUUUUAAUUGCAAAUCCUGUCAUCGCCGUCGCGCGCUUCUCAAUGCUCGCUAUUUUUUAAAAAAAAUCACGCUAAAAACCCGAUCCGGCGACAACCGCAAUAAUCAUUGCCUACUCUUCUCUUCUCGAUGCUUUUAUAUGUGCGCAUUGGUUCUUCUACGGAUUUUAAUGUGUUGAUUUGUGAUCGGUGUCGUGUGGUAGACAUUGGGGUGUUAAUUUAAGGGGUUAAAAGAAUUCUUAAAUUGCUAUGAGGACCCAGAGACAUUGGACAUAAAGACAUAUUUGGAUUUCAAUGGCUUCCGUUCAGGUAUUGCGGAAGCAAGAGCAUCUGGAAGCUGGGAAGAAGAAGGUUUUUGGAAGACCCAAUUGCAGCUUGCUGUAACAUCGGGGACAGCUACUUCAUGCCUUUGAACACUUCCUCCUUCAACGUCCUGUUCACUAGAUGAGUCCUCUCCUUGUAGAAUCACCUUCUGCCCUUGUAUUUCCCAUUUGAAGGUCUGACUUUGGAAGUUAAUCUCCGUGUCUCCCAAACUUGUUAGCCAGUCCAUUCCCAAGACUAAAUCCGUGCUCCCCAGCUCCAAUAAGUAAUAAGUUUGAUGAAUACCAAUUCCUUGCACAUUCAAAUCUAUACCUGCACACCUGCCACCAAUUUGAAUAUAUUCCCCAUUCCCUAACUGCACCCUAUUCCCUUGAAAAGGAGUAUAAGGAAUCCUCCACUUUUCCACCAAGUUUAGGGACAUAAAAUUGUGUGUAGCGCCUCCAUCAAUGAGUACAUUUACUAUGCUUUCACCUUCAUGCCAUUUCAGUUUACCUCUCACCUUAAAGAUUUUCACAGGGGUUAUCUCUUUCUCAUCACUUAAAGAAAAUUGCAUGGUCUUCAAUUCUAGAGGUGUGAUCUUAUCCCUGCCAGAUUCCAGUGAUUCAAAUUCAGAAUCAGCUUCACCCUCCGAUUGUUCCAUUAAGGUUAUCUUAUAAUUUUUCAUCUUGCACACAUGUCCCCUUCCCCAAUUCUCUCCGCAUUUGAAACAUAGUCCUUUCUUACUUCUUUCAAGCAGUUCUUCUUGUGAUAAUCGGGGGUUUGUAAUCUGCUGAACUGAGUUUGAAGAUUCCUGCUUCUUCAUAUCAUCAAAUGAAUAGUUGCCAGAUGAAUUCUUGGUUGUGUAGCUAGAACUCCCUCUACAACCAUCUCCCCAUUUCUGAUUUCCAUUCUGCACCUUCUUUCUUUCCUCCUCUUUAUUCUUGACAUACAAGGUUUCAAAAUUCUUGUCCUCAAUCCUUGUUGCUGUGUUCAUGACUGCUGCUAAUGUUCUGGCAGAAUGCAGCUUCAGCUCAGCCCUAACAUCACGCUUCAAACCAUUUAGAAAUGCUCCUCUCAAAACUUCCUCAGUUAGAUGCUUUUGUGAUGCCAUGGCCACUUCAAACUUAUUUCUGUAAUCUGCCACUGUUCCCUUCUACUUCAAGCUAAACAAUGGCCCCAGAGGAUUCUGCACCAUUUCAGGUUGAAAUCGCUGAGUUAAAUCUCUGGUAAACUGCUCCCAGGUUUGGUGUCGUGCUUGGCCUUCCCACCAUUGGAACCAGCUCAGAGCUUGGUCCUCCAUAGCAACUACAGCAACAUCAAUUUUCUGUUCCUCUUCAGUUUGAUUCAAGCGGAAGUAUCGGUUCAUUCUAACCAGCCAACCGAAGGCGUCUUCCCCCUUGAAAAGAGGUAAAUCAAUCUUUCUGCCUAUCGGUUCAUGAUAUCGAUGAUACCUGUGGUGAUCGCGGUGUUGAUGUCGACUUGAAGGAGAAUAGUCGGAAUUGUUUUCCGAUCCCUCUGGACUAGCUGACUGUCGCGAACGAUGAUGGUGAAGUGAAUGAUGAUGGUGGCGACGCGGUGGUGAAUAGUUGUCAUUCCCUUCUGAUUCUUCAGAACUCGCUGAAUGUCGCGAUUGGUGAUGGUAAUGCGAAGGGUGAUGGUGAGGCGAAUGGUGAUGAUGCGAAGUACAAUGCGAGGUAGAUGAUCGAUGCGAUGCAGAUGAUCGGUGAGAGAGACUUCGCGAUCGACUAGCGAGGUUCUUCUGAAAUUCCGCCAAGUUCGCUUGCAUCAUCGCUUGCAUCGAUGUCUGAAUCGAGGCCAAUUUCUCGGCCAGGUUGUCCGCCAGGUUACUCUGCAAUUCGCGCAUCCUCCGAUCCAGUUGCUCUUGCAGUUCUCUUUGAUUUCUUCCAAUAUCCACCAUGCUUCGCUCCACCUCAUUCAUUCUGGCUUCCAAUAUCGCUUGCAUCGAUGUCUGAAUCGAGGCCAAUUUCUCGGCCAGGUUGUCCGCCAGGUUACUCUGCAAUUCGCGCAUCCUUCGAUCCAGUUGCUCUUGCAGUUCUCUUUGAUUUCUUCCAAUAUCCACCAUGCUUCGCUCUCUUUGAUUUCUUACAUAUACUCAUAUUAUGUAACAAUUAGUCACAUUUUUAUUCCGAAUUUUUAUCUAAUGGUAUUUAGGAAAAAACUCAAAUUUCUUUCUAGUUCUAGCAUUUUUAAAGAAAAUAUGCACAGAUGGAAAGACAAGGCACGAGGACAGCAUAUACUCCGUACUACGUAUCCGUUUGAGAAGAAAAGAAGAAAAAGAGAAUAACGUAACCAACGGCAAAAGACAACAAAGGAUAGAGAGAGAGUAGGCAGGAGAUCUGCUCGAAGUUUGAAAAUUUUCUAAAUUCUAAAGAGCAGUAUCAGAGAGGUCUCCGUUCUCCUGCCCGAUCAGAUCGGAGUCCCUUUCUGUCGACCCAGAAUUUGCAAAUUAGGGUUUUAAUUGCAAAUCCUGUCAUCGCCGUCGCGCGCUUCUCAAUGCUCGCUAUUUUUUAAAAAAAAUCACGCUAAAAACCCGAUCCGGCGACAACCGCAAUAAUCAUUGCCUACUCUUCUCUUCUCGAUGCUUUUAUAUGUGCGCAUUGGUUCUUCUACGGAUUUUAAUGUGUUGAUUUGUGAUCGGUGUCGUGUGGUAGACAUUGGGGUGUUAAUUUAAGGGGUUAAAAGAAUUCUUAAAUUGCUAUGAGGACCCAGAGACAUUGGACAUAAAGACAUAUUUGGAUUUCAAUGGCUUCCGUUCAGGUAUUGCGGAAGCAAGAGCAUCUGGAAGCUGGGAAGAAGAAGCUAGAAGAGUUUCGGAAGAAGAGAGCCGCAGAUCGGGCAAAAAAGACACCGCCAACUAAUCAAACCCAUCCCUCUGAUGGGGGUUUAGAGAGGCAAGCUCUCGAUACAGAACGAUUACAACCAGAUUCUGGUGGGGUAGGCACAUCUAAUACUGUUGCACUAUCAGCUUCGGAGCUUUUUGGAUCCGAUAAAAAGUAUGAUUUAAAGGAAAAUGAUAUUCAACAGAAGACCACCUCUGGUACUUGUGACUAUGCAAGUGCUGGUUUAAAUUCCGAUUAUGAUGUUACCUUCUCCAUCUCAGAGUCCUCUCAUUCUAAAGUUUCGGAGUUUAAAGGCAAUGAUAUUUUAAAAGUGUUGACACCUGAAAAUCAUAGCGAUCAUCACCAAAUGAAAGAUGACCAUGAUAGAGAAGCAAGAAGUUUUGCCUCUGAAAGUGCAUCUGAUCAUUCUGCUGAUAACAAUUCACUGCCUUCUUUUUCGAAUAGUGGUAGAGCAUCCAGUAAUUCUGAUUUUGAUGGUCUGUAUAGAACUGGUUCAGGCUCAAAAAAGAGCAGCCUGAAGGAUCUUUCUGCUGUAAAUUCUAGUACUUCUCAUACUUUACAGAAUGAUUCAUCGGAGAAUACUGCUAGUUCUCAGCUGCCAGAGAGGGCUAGUUUUACUGAUCAUUGGGGUCAGACAAUUGCUUCACAUCGAGCCGGACAAAAAGAUGGAGCCUUCCAACAUAAUUAUUCUGUUCCUCAUGAUACUGGAUACCGCCAGUUUCGUGGGUCGGCUACUUCUAUUGGCAAUAACUCAACUCCAUUGGCAUCGGAUGCUGCAUAUGGUGGUUUCCGUUUUGAUGGACAAAGUUCAUAUAAUAAUGCACAAAUUUCUCCUCCAUCAACUGGGAUUGCUGCUAGGAGGCCCCGCUCUUCAUUUCUUGAUUCAAUUAGCAUUUCCAGAGUUUCAGCUGCACACUCUCCUCUUGCUGAGACAGUGAAUGCUGAUACUUCUAGUUCCAAGGUUCAUCUUUUGGACAAUUUAGGUUCUUCAACUUCUGAGAGAUUUAUGAAUUCUUUGGAUGCAUCUGGUAAUGGGACUGACAUGUUUAAAUAUGCCUUCGCUAAGUCCGUGGAGACCAACCAUAGCAUUCACCCACAAAACCAAAACGAAGAUUUUGCUGCACUAGAACAGCAUAUAGAAGAUUUAACUCAAGAAAAGUUCUCUUUGCAACGUACUCUUGAGGCUUCACGAAUGUUAGCAGAGUCUUUAGCUGCUGAAAAUUCAGCACUGACAGAUAGUUAUAACCAACAGGGAGGUGUUGUUAAUCAGCUAAAAGCUGAUAUGGAGGCUUUGCAGGAAGAGAUUAAAGGAAAUGUGGCUGAACUUGAGGCUGUGAAGGCAGAAUAUGCCAAUGUCCUGCUUGAAUGUAGUGCCGCUGAUGAACGCUCAAAGCUUUUGGCAUCUGAAGUGAUUAGUUUGGAAGAGAAGGCACUUCGGCUGAGAUCUAAUGAGCUUAAAUUGGAGAGGGAGUUGGAAAAAUCACAAGCCCACAUUUCUUCUUUCAAAAAGAAAAUAGCUAGCCUUGAAAAAGAACGUCAAGAUCUUCAUUCAACUGUUGAUGCUUUACAAGAAGAAAAGAAGCUCUUGCUGUCAAAACUACGUAAAGCUUCUGCUAGUGGCAAGUUUGGCGAUACUACCAGGAGUUCACCUAAUAAAAUAGACGUGUCAACGUCAACACAGGAUCUUGAUAACAAUGAAGGUGUGACUACUGUAAUGGAUGAUCCAAACCUGGGAGAUCAGACUGCUGCUUUUAGUGCUGAGGCCUCCAACUUUCCUUUUCUUUUUGAUGGCGGACAACUCAGUUUUGAAGGUUCAGCAGUGUCCAUUCCUCCUGAUCAGAUAAGAAUGAUCCAAAACAUUAACAUAUUAGUCUCCGAGUUGGCAUUGGAGAAAGUAGAGUUGAUGAAAGCCUUUUCUGCAGAAUCAUCUGAAUGCUCUAAACUUAAGGAGUUAAACAAGGAGCUAACACGAAAGCUUGAAGCUCAAACACAAAGGUUGGAGCUCUUGACUGCUCAGAGCAUGGCAACUGAUAAUGUUCCUUUAAGACAGCCGGAUAGGCCUUUCCAUGAGAAUCCUACGACCUAUGCAGAUGAGGGUGAUGAGGUGGUUGAAAGAGUAUUAGGGUGGAUCAUGAAGCUAUUUCCGGGAGGGCCAUCUAGGCGAAGAACCAGCAAGCUUCUUUAGUAUUUGCCAUUAAAGACAGACUCCUCCCUAAUAUAUCUCAUCCUUGUAAUUUUUGCUAGGCAAAAGUUUGUAAUUUUGUGGCGACACAUACAGACCAUUCUUUUUUUCCCUAUAAAAAAUUCUUUCAGAAGAUUACACAUUGGAAGAUGGGAGUGGCAAUAAAGGUCUCACCUCAGCUGUGCAUUUUUUCAUGUGGAACUACAAAGUCAUGGGAAUGCGAGAUAUGGCGUUCGAAUCAAAAGAGCCAGACUGAGAGUGAAUGCAGAUUAUUAUGUGUUAAAAAUGUACUAUAGACAACAAUAUACUUCAUGAAUCUCAAGUGAAAGAAAAUCCAUUCAUCUUAUCAUUUGCAGGAGUAAUGUGACUUCGUUGUUCUGCCAAAUACUUGUAUGCUUUGGCUUAGCACAGAAAAUGAAAGUACACAGAUGCGUGUGGGCGGUGUGGCAUUAUAGGAAUUGUAUAAAGCGUUAAAUGAUUUUAUUCCAUUUGUAUCUUACAUAUUCAAGUUAACUUAAAUCCGGCAGUACAGAAAAACAGUUCGGUUUAAUAGAAAAAGAUUAUGGUUUAAAUUUCUACCGACAAUUGAAGUGCAGACUACACCUCAAAAUACACGAAAUACUU